Messenger RNA from Populus trichocarpa (black cottonwood), 1015 nucleotides. RefSeq lists its product as uncharacterized. The record is from RefSeq and is a predicted model, not a curated record. The coding region runs from base 116 to 703 and encodes 195 amino acids. Gene Ontology annotation, molecular function: RNA binding. The transcript is spliced from 4 exons. Lineage: Eukaryota; Viridiplantae; Streptophyta; Magnoliopsida; Malpighiales; Salicaceae.
CUUCAUAUUACUAAAAAAAAAUUAAAAUAUUGCGGCUAUAGCCACUCCAGGAGAAGCGAAACUUGAAAAGAUAUCUUGCUCAGAUCCAAAACCACAACAAGGAGAAGAGAGCGCCAUGUCUGGUCCCUCGAGCUGCAGCAUUUACAUCGGUAAUUUAGACGAGAGAGUUAGCGACAGGGUUUUGUAUGACAUUCUAAUUCAAGCAGGCCGUGUCGUGGAUUUACACAUUCCUCGAGAUAGAGAAACUGAUAAGCCCAAAGGCUAUGCUUUUGCCGAAUAUGAAACUGAAGAAAUUGCCGAUUAUGCUGUCAAGCUAUUCUCCGGCCUUGUCACUCUCUACAAUCGCACCUUGAAAUUCGCGAUAUCUGGACAGGAUAAACUUGCGCAAAAUAAUCUCAAUGGGGUUGUGCCUGUUCCCAAUUCUUCUAACAGACAAAGGCCAUCUCACCCUGUACUGAUUAAUAAUUUAGAAAUCCCUAAUCAUUCCAUGAGGUUGUCGGCACCUAGCAGGGUUUCAGCUUACCCUGCAAAUGAUUCUCUAGCUCCUCCUGGUGUAACAAACCUUUCUAAUGGAUAUGGUUCAAAUUCCAAUGGCAACAGUAAUGAUAGUGAUCGAAGACUUUUUGGGUCCGCAGUCAAUGCCAUUAGUCGUUCUAGGUCUCGUUGGUAUGAUACAAGUAACCCUAUGCCAUAUUCCUACUGAUUUUUCAAUAGAAGACCUUGUAGGGCGCAAAGUCUUAUCUGUCACACUGGAAAGUCUCUUUGGUUAAUCAGUCAGGUGUAGUUUGUUGUGAAUAUGUAGAAGGUUUGCAGAAAAUGAUUUCUUGCCUGCUGUCUUUUGCCUCUAAUAGUCUGAUUGGAUGAGUGUUUGUUUCUUCAUUUGCUCGCUUUGUUGUUGUUGUUGUUGGGGACAGUUUAUUCAACUAAAGUGGAUAGUAACUUAAACCCCAACAGCUAAGUUCUUCCCCAUUGCUUUAUCUACCUCCUCUUUCUUGGAUGGUGUUGGUCCUUUCAA